Molecule: messenger RNA, 1102 nt
Organism: Eurytemora carolleeae
Lineage: Eukaryota; Metazoa; Arthropoda; Copepoda; Calanoida; Temoridae
Product: venom protease
Exons: 13
Coding region: 97-1044 (315 amino acids)
Biological process (GO): proteolysis
Molecular function (GO): serine-type endopeptidase activity
Source: RefSeq, a predicted model, not a curated record
AGCUGUACUGCACAAAUCAGUAGCAGAAAGUUAGGAAAGUACGAAACGUAUAUUGAGUAAUUUAUCGAAAAACUCACAAGUAAAAAAUUCUAAGAAAUGCUUGGAUUUUGUGGAUUUGUGUUGAGUUUACUAGUGCUGGUGAUGGGAUCAACAAUAGAUGAAUCCUGUACAUGCGGUGCCUCCAAAACUGCUGCAGGUCAGACUGAUUCUCGAAUUGUAGGGGGAGUUGAGGCUCAGAGACAUGCUUACAACUGGCUUGGACAUAUAUGCUUUCCGAUGGGGAAUGGUGCGUGGCAUUGUUACUGCGGAGCUGCGCUUGUUACAAGUCAGCAUUUAUUAACUGCUGCUCACUGCGUUUGUCCAAAUACAUUCUAUCCAAGUGAAUUUCAGGAUGAAAAGGGUAGUGUAUUUGUUCAGCUCGGAGAUCAUAAUAAGAAGGAUAUAAAAGAUGCAAGGACUAUGAGUUAUACCCAUGUUGGAUACCGGAUAUGCCACGAAGGAUACAACCCAACCGGAAAUAAUCAAUUUAAAAAUGAUAUUGCUGUUAUCAGAUUAGAAAGCCCUGUAAUAUUUGGCAACUAUGGUGGUCGGGUGGGAACUCUUUGCCUGAACAGAAAUAUUUUGAGCAGACAAGAUAAUCUUGAUGUUUCAGUGGCAGGAUGGGGUCUUACUGAAGAGGAUGGGUCCAACUCGGACUAUCUAAAGGUUGUUGAGCUGAAAACAAUGACUUUACGAGAUUGCUCAAGAACAGGAUACAAAGAUUAUUGGACAAGUUGUUAUGUUUUUAGGACAUAUUUUUCCAAUGGUAUGAUCUGUGCUGGACCACCCUCCUCUCAAACCAGGAGGGAUGCCUGCCAAGGAGAUAGUGGGGGUCCAUUGUUUACAAAGGAUUUGCGAAAUGGUAGAUACUAUCAAGUAGGCCUGGUAUCCUGGGGACUAGGGUGUGCACAACAGGAAUUUCCAGGAGUAUUCUCUAGAUUGAGUUUUUACUGGGACUGGAUAAUGACCCAGCUAGCUGAUGGUGUAUUCUGCGCAGAUCAAUAAAAUAUGAUUUUAUGAAAUAUUUGGCUAAUUAUUAAAUAAAUAUUUAUUUUACAGUUUA